Molecule: messenger RNA, 1005 nt
Organism: Aspergillus candidus
Lineage: Eukaryota; Fungi; Ascomycota; Eurotiomycetes; Eurotiales; Aspergillaceae
Product: protein kinase-like protein
Exons: 4
Coding region: 1-1005 (334 amino acids)
Biological process (GO): signal transduction; peptidyl-serine phosphorylation
Cellular component (GO): nucleus; cytoplasm
Molecular function (GO): protein serine/threonine kinase activity; ATP binding
Source: RefSeq, a predicted model, not a curated record
AUGGCCGCAGACUUGAACCAGAUUGAUCUCGUCGUUGGUGGUAGAUUUCGCUUACUUGAAUAUGUAGCCGGUGGUUCUUUCGGAGAAGUCUUCAUGGCGACCGACCUCCAGAAAUCCCAGACCGUCGCGAUCAAACUGGAGCCGAAGAUAGACAGUCUCGAACCCUCUCCCCUCGCGCUAGAACUAGACAUCUACCGGAGUCUCUCGGGAGGCGUGGGCAUGCCGAAAAUGUACUGGUAUGGCGAAGAGGGCGACUAUCGAGUGAUGGCAGUUGAGCUACUCGGUCCCACCCUCCAAGAUCUCCUCACCUACGUCGGCAAUCGCUUCAGCCUGAAGACGGUUCUCAUGAUUGCAGACCAGUUGAUCUGUCGUCUUCGCUUCAUGCACUCGAGGAAGGUCCUCCACCAAGACGUCACCGCGGGUAAUGUGAUCCUGGGCACCGGCCGGAAAGGCAACUGCAUCUACCUCACCGACUUUGGCUGUGCUGCUCAGUACUUUGUGGACCCGAGCCAGGCAGACCCAUUUGACAGAAUUGGGACAGACACCUUUGCCAGCAUAAGUGCGCACGCUGGACGUGCCCAGUGUCCUCGAGACGACCUGGAAAGCCUCGGGUUCCUUCUGCUCUAUCUUCUGGGAGCUAAAUUCCCGUGGGAUGACUACGUCCCGAGAUUCCCCAUGAACCAAGACCUGAUAUGGAGGGACCUAGGCCAAAUCAAGAGCGACACCACGAUUGAGAGACUCUGUGAAGGUUUCCCGUAUGCCUUUCAGUUGUAUUUCCAACAUGUCCGAUCGCUACAGUACCACGACCGGCCGAAUUACUCCUAUCUGCGGAGUAUUUUCCGAGAGUCAUUUGUCGAUAGUGGAUUUGAGUACGAUCAUGUCUAUGAUUGGACGGCUCAAUUGUUUGAGAUCGUUCGAGAGAGGGGACCGGAGGAAACUGAUGAUAGCACUGUCCCUGCUACGGACGAUCAUAGUGAGGGUGGCAUGCCCAUUCCAGCUGCGUGA